AUUGCGCAUGCGUCGAAAUUUUUCUCAAAUUUUGUUUUGACGAUUUUAUUUUUAUAAUAUUGUGAUUUCUACAAAACAUAGCGUAGCGCUGUGUCUAAGGAAAGGAAUAACACAUUGACAUGAACCCUUUGUUCAAACAGUAGAUAAAUUUCAGUGCAAUAUGAAGAUAUUUUCUUGUCAAGAUAUUCCAAUAACAAUACAAUGCUGUUGACAAAGCCCUAAAUACUAUAGAGGAGAUGGCAGAUGACCUUGAGGCAUUCAUAGCAGAGCAGAAAGCUAAACUUGCCCGAGAAAGAACUACGAUAGGACCUAAAACAGACCCUCCAAAAGAUCGACAAAAUCUUGAAUACGUUAAUCCUGGUCCUCAAAAGCCCCAAAGGAAACAAUGGGGGCAGAAAGAAAAUCCCGAUAUUUCUAACUUAAGGAGAAAUGAGUCUCCACAAGAAACAGGUUUAAAGCUAGGAGGGUUCAAUGAUGCAAAAAGAAAGGAAUUGCAAGAAGAGAGGAAAAGGGAAUACAAUGAGUUGAAAAAUCAGAACUCCCCACAAACUGCAACAAACCCUAGUUAUAAGUCCUCUCCCCAGCAAGCUGCCCCAACCCCCAGUACAACCCUCAUUGUGGGAGAUGACCAACAUACGCUGAAACAACAACUUCAGAAAGAGCGUCAGCUUGAAUAUAACAGCCUGAAAGGAGAUUUUUAUGGGAAGCCAAGGAGGGAAUACCGAGCUCGAGAGACCCCUGCGGAAAACAAACUUUUACAAUUAGGGGAACACGAAGCUAAACAUAAAAAGAUAGAAGAUGAGAGACAUCUAGAAUUUCUCAAAACCAUACAAGAAAAAGAUCCACGUAAAAAUCAGAAUGAAUCUCAAAGCAGGAGAGGAAAUAAUGAAAACACAUAUCAAAAUCAGCAAUCAUUUUUAAAUGACCCUCGUCAAAAUGACAUCAACAGAUAUCCUGACCAAUCAAGUCUUGGUGUAGAGCAAAUGCAAGAGAAUGACUCGUACAAUACCCAGUUCACUCCCAAGUCCAAGAUGAAUGGGCAUGUCCCAAACAAGGAGAAUGUGACUCCUGACCAUGAUCUGUUCUCAAAACUUGGCAACCAGUCUGAUGACAAAAAGAGAAAAUUGCAGGAGGAGAGGAAAAAAGAAUACAAUGCUAUGAUAUCAGAGCAAGCUGUGCGAAGUGGUCGAAUAAACGAUGACACCACAGGCUAUACAACCACAUUGCCAGGCAUGAAAGAAAGAAACUCUGCACAGGUACGUCAAGAAAGAAGAUCAGAAGAAAGAAAGCAUGAUUACCAGGAUUACUUACAGUCGGAACAAGAGAGAUUACGUCACAGACUUGAUGGGAAGAAACCCCCUCCAGGUGGCCAGGCUGGUUUUGAAGAUACACGCUCUGCUGGUGUUCCUUCUAGUCGGGAAAGGGAGCGUGAUGUAUCAUUUUACCAAGAUAGAGAUAGGGAGCAAAAUAUCCCUAGGUAUCCAUUGGAAAGAGAGCCUGGACAAAGGCCGGGGCCAAAUGACAGUUUUGAAGCCAGCCUCCCAGGUCUGAGGGAUCACCCUUCGGCAGAAGCUCGCAAGAUCCGUGAACGUAACAAUGAAUACCAACUAUAUCAGAGGGGCCAGUUAGAGCAGGACUAUUUGAGGAGGCAAGGUGCCUCCUAUAGAGACAAUAGACCACUUGAUAGCAACAUUGUGUUGGACCCCCGGGACCCACGUUAUUAUGAAGAUGAGAGGUUACCCCCACAGUAUCGACGUGAACCCCCAAGGAAAGGUUGGGGUACCCCUACAUACGAAGAAAUAUUGGAUAAAAAGAGGAGAGAAGAAAGGGCAUAUAGGAGAGGGGAUGAUCCUGGUUUGCAUGGGGGCCUAAGGACAUCUAUCAGUGAUGGCAAUUUAUAUAAAACAUUUGAGGAUGAUCAACGGCUAAAAGAAUUAGAUAAAGAAUAUGAAUCUAAGCGUGUUCGUUUUCAAGAUGAAUUACUUGGGCGUAGGGGGAUCACUAGCAUCCUUGAUGAUAAAAAAUGGCUAGAAUUUGAAGAUGCAAGAAAGGAGAGGCCAAGAUCUUAUCACGCAAGUAGAAGAUAUGAUCCUGAUCCAGAAACUGAGUUUUCAAAUUGGGAUGCCAAUAGAAAUCGAGGAGGGCUGUCGGAUAGAGGAAGCCGUCGUGACUAUGAUGACCGAGGGAGAGCAAACUCAACUGGAAAUGUGGCUGCUACAUUACCUAUAGGGGGUGAGGAUAGGGACAGUGCUAAACAGAGGAGGAAGCAAGAAUAUAGGAGGGAUCUUGAACAGCAGAUAGCUGAACAGCAGCAAUCAAAAAGGAGUCCUAGACGUGACACAUACAAUGAUAGAGGUAGGUCUGAUCCCCAGCCCCCUGUUAGGCCCCAGGGUGGAGGAAUACUGGAAAGAGGCUGGGAUGGCAUUUAUGACAAAUAUAGUGAUGGAACUCCAAAGAAUACAAGUUUGCUGAAUAAAAAUGGUUAUUUAAAUGCUGGAGGCCAACCAUCUUUGGGAGCCUAUAAUUCUCCCUUAGAUGAGGCUUACUAUUACUAUGGCUUGAAGGACCCUUUAGAUCCAACAACUACGGCAGAAGGUGCUGCAUUUGCAGGCAGGACUGGUCCAGCAGAUAUUCCGAGGUUGAAUCUGCAAGAUGAUAGGACAUCUAGAAAAGCUCCACCAGGGGGAACUAGUAACGUUGGUUUUGCAUUUCCAUCUGAUGAUGAUAGACGGUCAAAGUCAAGGAAUGAAAAAAUGAGUUAUCAAGAAGAACUGGCCAGACAGGUUCAAGAGAAAGAACAAAGAAAACAAAGGGAAAAAGAAGACAAAGCGAGAUAUGACAGAAAGUUGGAGAAAGAGAUUGAAGACUAUAAUCCAUUUGGACGUGGGGGAGCUGGGGCUCCCAUGAAGGAUAUAGCAGGCAAUAACAUAGCUGAUUUACGAAAAAUGCAUCUCGUAAAUGAAGAGAAUCUUGUUUCACCACGUAAGGUUGGCAUAGAAGCUGCAGCAUCAGCAUAUCAAGAAAAACCAGCAUAUCAACCAACAUUUAAUUCCUCCCCUAGAGCAAUAAAAGAAGACACAUACCAGGCAGGCACUGGCUCUAAUGGCUUCUUUGGGGAACAAGCAACUAGCAAUCAGAGUGCAACUGAAAAGUACAAAGCUGAGUUGCAGCGUCAGAUUGAUGAGAAGAAGGCACGUGAGGCUGAAGAGAAGGAGAAGCAACGAAUUGAGGAGGAGAAAGAGCAGAAGAGGCUGGAUGAACAACAGAAACGUAUCCAGGCAGAGUAUGAAGAGGAAAAGAGAAAGAAGAAAGAAAAAGAAGAUGAGGAGAAGAGGAAGAAUGAAGAGUUGAAACAGUUGGCAGAGGAGAGGAAGAAGGAGGCUGAGAUGAAGAGGCAAGAGUUAGAAGACAGGAGGCAGGAGGAGCUGAGACAACAACAGGAGAGGGAUCUACAACAGAGAAUACAAAAUUCUGACCCCGAGAGACUAAAGUCUCCUCCAAUUCCAACACUAAGGGCCAAGAACGAAGACAGUGGAAAGGGACAGUCCCCAAGGCUUAACUCUCCAGUUAUUCCCGCUCUUAGACCCAGAAGUACUAGGAGUAGAGGAGACCCACAACCACAGGUGAAUUCUGGGAGGACAUCACCUCCAGUUCCUGCUGUAAAUACUCAAACUCGUUCACAGAGUGCAGAUGUGCUCAACCAGUUGGCUAAUCUCAAGGCACAGUUACAAAGUGAGAAAACUAGAGUACAACAUGCCCUUGAUGAUCGCAAGAAUGAUGUUGAGGUAUAUGACCCCAGGUUGAUGGAGCGUCCACCUAACCAAGCAAUACCUAAAGAUAACCAAGUGGACAUAUUUGAUAUUGCAAGCCAUCGUAAGCCAGUCUCCGUACGACGCUCAGCUGAUCCUAAUAAUAGAAACAACCUUGAAGAGUUCAAGAAAUUGAAAAAAGAUGCUCGAGAAUCUCCCAAAGACUACCUGGACCUCAACCCCAGGUCUAUAGGAUUGAUUCGAGAAGAUACCCCAGGCUCCAUGCUAGAUGCAGAAACUGCUUAUGUUGGUGUGGAUAACUCAGCCAGUGGUUUCCCUGAUGACUUUGAAAAUCUUGGCAGGCGGAAUGAGUCAGCGAGACAAAAAAGACGGAAUAAAUAUGACAGCUCCCCAAGGGCCACCCCAAGACAACCCUCUCCCUACACUAACUUGGACAAUAUUUCCCUGGGGACUAAUAUGGGAUCUACCACCAGCAUCGAUCCCGACAGAAUUACUCGCAAGAAUGAGGAGCGGCUACGCAAGCUAAAAACUCUAGCAGGAGAUGAAAUAUCUGUGGGAGAUCCAGAUGACAUACUUGAUCGUUUUAUGGCAAAGCAGACUCAUAACAGACCUCCAUCAGGUGCAACCCUACAGGAUGACAGUUGGAUGAGACCCGGAAGUAACACUGCAUACAGAUAGUUUCAAAUUCCUCUACAAUUAAAGCUACACGCUAGAUCAUUCAUGUUGAAUCAUUAAACUUACAUCAGCUACAGCAAGAUUCAUUAGGACCAUUCUUUAAACUAACAAAUGCUAGACCAUUUUGGUUAUUCGUCAAACGGUACACCUUCUACAUACAGUGUACAUCGAUCACAUAUAGCAAAGUUGUGCUCUACUUUACGUCAUCUGCCUAAGACUGGAACAAUGCAGCCCUUGGUGUUAUUAAAGUGCAUGCACUGUGUAUCAUUCCAUUCAAAUAACACAUCGUCAUUCAAUGGUUUUUUACAUAAGAAUUAUAAAUCUCAUGCUCAGACUUAUGUAUGUGAUAAGAGAAGUCAACUUUUUUUCAGGCAUCUAUUAAUCUUUCAAUUCAAAGUGGCCUUUUAUUUCAAAAUGCUCACGAUGACGUUUUGCCAAUAACUUUGUAUACUGCAUGAUAAUUGUUUAGGGUAGUUAAGGUUUAGAAUUCAGAAAUACAUGUUUAUUGUAUCUUCCAAAAUGUCUUUAUUCAAAAGGAAUGGUGCAGAGUGCAUGCAUUUUACAACUGCUAAAAAAAUUAUUGCAUAGAAUUGGUCAAAACGAACAAAGAUCUGAGAAUACAGUUUUGUUGGUGGGACUUAUUACUCAGUGGAGUUGCUAUAUCGCUCUUCUAGUUAUAAUU
Owenia fusiformis is the source of this 5127-nucleotide messenger RNA. The record is from the annotation of a GenBank genome assembly. Lineage: Eukaryota; Metazoa; Annelida; Polychaeta; Sabellida; Oweniidae.